Messenger RNA from Vanrija pseudolonga, 770 nucleotides. RefSeq lists its product as uncharacterized. The coding region runs from base 37 to 699 and encodes 220 amino acids. NCBI's taxonomy places the organism in Eukaryota, Fungi, Basidiomycota, Tremellomycetes, Trichosporonales, Trichosporonaceae. The transcript has 3 exons. The record is from RefSeq and is a predicted model, not a curated record.
ACUUGACAAUCCUCUUUACACCUCAACGUAGUCCUGAUGGACGAUAAAGGCAGCACAAGUAGCGGCAGCAGCCCCGAGACGACGUCCCCCCAAUCGUCAUGGUGGCGCCGCUUCUCCACCUCGAGCCCGACAUCCCCACCCCCCGUCCCGUUACACGCGCUGUCUCUCCCCACUCCGCCAUUGGCGAGCGACACGCACGACGCAAAGAUCGCAUACCUCGUCGGCCGGGGAUACGCCGCGCGCGCAGCGGCGAAGCAGCUGGCCGCGCACGACGGUGACCUCGCGCGCGCGGAGGGACGGCUCGCGCACAAGCUCCACUUGAAGGGCGUCCAGCCGACGCUCAGACGGCAAGGAUGCCCCGUGUGCGAUGAGCGCCGGAGGGGCAAGCAGAGCGGCGUGGGGAUGAGCAUUCGGGAGUGGAAGGCGGCCGAGGCUGAGGCCGAGGCGGAGGCUGCAAGCGACUCCGACGGCGACGACGACCUCCCCGUCUAUGCGGAGGACGACUACGCCCCCGCCUACGUGGUGCACAAGGCCGACACCCUCUGCGCGCUGUCGUCUGCUCGCGAGCGGCCCGCGGACGAGCGGGACGACCGCAUCGCGCGCCUUGAGGCCAUGCUGGCUUUCUACGCGCCGCAGCUGGGCGACGUGGCGCGUGUCAGCACCGCCGCGCUCGUCGUGCCCCGUAACAAGGAGGCGUGACACCCCACCCACUCUGGGCACGGCGUUGGUUCUGUCGAAUAGCAUGUUGGUUGUUGGUUCACUGUGAUGAA